AUCUGCAAGGACACACGUGCGAGAGUUUGCUGUUAGGUUAUUUUUGUUUGAAUUAUAGACAGAUGAGUAGACCAUUAUUAACUCUGAGUAGACGAAUUAUGUCAACACUUUCACAAAAGCCAGUUGAGGAAUCGAUAAGCAAGAAACUUGCAAGUAAAUUUCAGCCACAGCAUUUAGAAGUUAUAAAUGAAAGUUCAAAACAUAAUGUUCCUAAGGGCUCGGAAACCCACUUCAAAGUGAUUGUUAUAAGUGAUAUGUUUGAAGGUGUGCCACUCAUUCAAAGACAUCGCUUGGUAAAUGAGGUUUUGAAGGAGGAGCUGGAAAAUGGUGUGCAUGCCUUGUCCAUAAUGGCAAAAACGCAAACCCAGUGGGAGGAUUCUGGUCAUCAUGUGAGCAAAUCUCCACCGUGUCGAGGAGGCACUGGAUUGUGAUUUCUUUCAGUACAUACAAUUGUGAUCUCAUCCAGUUCCAGAGAUAAACACAUAUACAUAUAUCCAGUACUCUGGUUAGGAUAUAAGCAAGUCCCUUAACUUGUAGAAGUGGCACUGGCUUGUGAUUUCUUUCAAGUACAUGUAUGCGUUCUUCAGCUCAUUGUACUAUCCCACUGACUGAAACCCUGUUAUUUGAUGAGUAGUGGGGUCAGGUUCGUGUUAGGUUAUACACGUACAGUGCUUCACUAUUAAAUGAAUUCAGCAUUACUGAAAGAAAUGUUGUAAAACACUAACAAAGAAUUUUGUCUCAGAAAAUUAAUGCUACAUACGAGGGUUGUCCCGUAAAAUCGUGGACAAAUCAUUUUUCUCGAAAAGUAAUGGGCGCACUAAGCUGAAAAUUUCAGUAUAUGUUUAUUUAUCUUAUUUAAGUGCAUGAUAAUUUUUUUUUAUAAAAUGUAGGCAAAAAUAAAGAUUUUAUUAUGCUUGAAUGUGCACGGGGUAUUGUCCUUCGGCGCACGGUAAAAAAAAACCAAGGUUUUAUUAAAGAAUACACAAGUUUGAAUUCGAAAUAAAAGUUUUAAAUACAUAAGAUUUGGAUUAAAAUUAUCCAAAUUCUAUUCCACAAUCAAUUUUGUAGUCUGUGUAAAAAUCUUAAAGCAUUUGGUUAAAUUUUGGCAGUUUCUCGGGCAUUCCAAAUGGGAAAGUGGUAAACACAACACACGAAAAAUGGCGACGUUUUAUGACGUUACGGCGCACCAGAGAACAGUUCAGUUUUAUUUCGAUGUUGUAAUGACACCUUUAGAGACUUGAAAUGACCAUAGAAGAAAAAAGAUUAUAAAAAUAUCACCAUAUCUUAAGUAUACAAAUGAAAUAGGAGUUUUCUUAGCGAAGUAUUUUUUUAUCGUGUCCCUGGGAGUACAAAACAUAUGGACAAACUCCUAAUGUAAUAGCAAAAGACGCUGUCACAGUAGACUGCCGAUAUGAGAUUUUCUAUUAGUUGAAUGAUGGUGAGAAUU
Messenger RNA from Saccostrea cuccullata (small rock oyster), 1447 nucleotides. RefSeq names its product DNA-binding transcriptional regulator BolA-like. Gene Ontology annotation, cellular component: mitochondrion. The record is from RefSeq and is a predicted model, not a curated record. Lineage: Eukaryota; Metazoa; Mollusca; Bivalvia; Ostreida; Ostreidae. The transcript has 6 exons. The coding region runs from base 63 to 431 and encodes 122 amino acids.